AUGCCGUCGUCGUGGUUGGAGGACGGGGAGCAGUUCCGUUACGACGGAAUGGGCAGUUCGACACUCUAUCAACUGGACGAAGGACGGGUUCCCACGGACGCGGACGGAGCUCAAGCACAUGGCGAGCAUGCUCUUUCAGGACCACCACCACAUCAGCAUCAGAGCCCGAUCUACUCGGCGCAACGAGUAUCAAGCCACGGCGGCGGCUUUGGGACAUACAAUCCCCACGACGCUUGGGGUGUCGGGACGCCGACAUCGAAUCAGCAACGCAUGCAGACAGCUGGGAUGGCAGCGGCUGCGGCCCAGUAUCCCGACGACAUCGACCGGUCGCGGUGGCACGAGGCCCAGCCGCCCAACGACCUCAGCUACAGCCCGACGUUUUCGGAUUCGCCCAUCAUCUCGAGCGUCGGACAUCGGGGCGCGAGGCGGUCCUCGGACCUCGACUCGCUUUUUGAAGACAGCAGCGAUCUCGGAGACGACGAGGAGGGCCAGGCGUCGAUGAUGAUGCAUGCCGCCGCGGGGGUAGUACACGACAGUCCAGCUGGUGUCGUCGCCUUGCCUUCUGAUCAUAAUCAUCACGACGACGACGAUAGUUUCGACCGGCCUUCUCCUUGCGGACUCAGUCAGCAGUUGCAGGGCCAGUUGAACGUCUCGUCGUCCGAGGCGGGGGUGGAACUGGUGCUGCCUGUGCGUGGUCAGGGUGAAUAUGACAUGGAUUUGGCAAGGAAGGGGGAUGAUGAAGAGAAGGAGACGGGGGAGAACGACGACCAUAUCCAGAAACCAGAUCUGGAAGCCUUCACAAUUGCCCCUGCGGCUGCGCCACUGCAGAAUGUGCCUGUCAUCCCGCGUACUGCGAGUGUUCGGGCUGCGACCACACCACCGAGCAAGCGAGGCGGUUGCAGAGCGAGGCGGAGGGGAAAUGGGGUUUCGAAGGACACGCCGACAACCAAGGCUGCGGCUGCGCGGGUUUGA
Fonsecaea monophora is the source of this 972-nucleotide messenger RNA. RefSeq lists its product as hypothetical. The transcript has 2 exons. The record is from RefSeq and is a predicted model, not a curated record. The coding region runs from base 1 to 972 and encodes 323 amino acids. NCBI's taxonomy places the organism in Eukaryota, Fungi, Ascomycota, Eurotiomycetes, Chaetothyriales, Herpotrichiellaceae.